AUGGAAGAGCUGGCGCCAGUAGAAAGUCAGGACCAGCUCCCAAGCCCCCACCAUGGCUCUCUGAGGAAGGCCAUGACAGCUGCCCUGGCCCUGGAUGGGGAAUCCACAAUAGGUCGCAGGAAAAAGAAGAGGAAGGAGUCCCGCCCAGAAUCUAUUAUCAUCUACAGGUCAGAGAGUGAGAGAGUGGAUGAGGAGCCUGGGGAAUCAGAAGGUGGAGACCAGCCUAGAGAGGAGGAAGGAGCGGACUUCCUAGACUAUCCUGCCGAUGAUGGUAUGUGGAACAUGCCUUUGGACAGCCGCUAUGUCACAUUAACUGGGACCAUCACACGAGGGAAGAAAAAGGGUCAGAUGGUGGACAUCCAUGUCACUUUGACAGAAAAGGAGCUGCAGGAAUUGACCAAGCCUAAAGAGUCAUUGAAAGAAGCAACACCUGAAGGCAGAAAGGUCUGCCAGAUGUCAGCAGACCGUGGGCCCCACGUGGCCCUCUGGACACUGGUCUGCCUGCCUGUGGAAGAAGUUGAAAGAACUGCUGUGAAGCAAACAAGACUGGUUGGGCAUGAUCUCCCACAGAGGGCCAGGGUCAUUUGUUUAACGUAUGGUGCUGAAUUCCACCUUCAGUAG
Molecule: messenger RNA, 621 nt
Organism: Pipistrellus nathusii (Nathusius's pipistrelle)
Lineage: Eukaryota; Metazoa; Chordata; Mammalia; Chiroptera; Vespertilionidae
Source: the annotation of a GenBank genome assembly